AUGGACAUUUUCAAAGUCUUGUCCCGCGGGACCAAGAAAACCGCAAGAAACGCCACCUCCAAGCAGAAUGCCACGCGCCAAUUGCCGUCGGCCGGAGCCCAGCCCAACCCGCAACUCUACCACGAUGAGGCCCGUGGGACGAAGCGCAAGCGUGCUGGCCAAGAGGAUCGAGACGCUCCGACCGCCGAGCUCCCCGUUGUCGACUUCUUCGGCCCAACCCCAGCAGAGACGGCCUCGAGCGAACCGGCGGAGCGCGCACCUGCCCAACGAGCACGAAGCCCGCCUCCUCCGGCGCCGGCGGUGAAACUAUCAGGGGAGCAGUGUCGACAGCUGCUACGGUCGCAUCGGCUCAAGAUCACCUUGCUGUCGAAGCCCCGGGAGAAAAAAAAGGUGAAAAAGCCCAAGAAGAAGCACAAUGACCUUCCGGAGGAGAACAAGGGGGAAAGGAAGCACCUUUUCCCGCAGCCAAUGGAAUCAUUUGCGGAUUUGCCGACCACGUACGGCGUAUCUCCAACGGUUGUCGACAAUCUGGUCCGUCAGGGUUAUCGCCUCCCCACAGAGGUCCAGAUGGGCAGCUUACCGCUGCUGCUGCGUCCAGACCUCGCGUUGGCAGACGGGGAGGACGUGAAAAAUGGCAUCGACUUCCUCGCAGUCGCCCCUACGGGAAGCGGCAAGACCAUCAGCUUUCUAAUUCCCGCCAUCAACGACAUCAUGAAGAGACGAGCACGGGAAGAAUUGCACGGCAUCCGGGAGGUUGAGGCUGUGAUUUUGGCGCCCACCAGGGAACUGGUUCACCAGAUUGUGAACGAGGGAACCAAGCUCAUGCAGGGAACGGGCCUCAAGAUUGUGGCCAUGAAGAAGACGACGCAGCUGGCCGCGGAGCAGCAACAACCACAAGAACCACAACAACAACAACAACAACAUGUCGCUGAGGACAGUUCGGAUGAAGACGAGGAAGGCGAGUCCGACGGCGAUUCUGUCAUUGCUUCGGAGCAGGGAAAGGGGCCGAGGAUGAAAAGCGGUAAAAAAAACAAACCUCACCCCGAGACCAAGACGGAUAUUCUAGUGACGACCCCGACUCUGCUGCUCAACUUUUUAAACUCUGGGCCUGCCGGCACCCGCAAGGUCCUCCCGACCGUCCGCCAUCUAGUCCUCGACGAGGCCGACGUCUUACUGGACCCGCUGUUCAGAGAGCAGACUCUUGAGUUGUGGUCCGCAUGCACCAGCAACGAGCUGCGCCUCUCGUUCUGGUCCGCCACAAUGGGCUCCAACAUUGAAUCGCUGGUCACGGAGCAACUGGAGGCUCGGGCCCGGACGGCGGCAACAGAAGCGAGACCUCUUGUCCGGCUCGUUGUGGGAUUGAAGGACACGGCCGUCCCCAACAUCGUACACAAGCUCACCUACACGGCGAGCGAGCAAGGCAAGCUCCUGGCCCUGCGCCAACUGUUGCACCCCGCCGGCAGCGACGACUCGGGCCCGCCGCUCCGACCCCCCUUCCUGGUCUUCACGCAGACCAUCGAUCGAGCCGCGGCCCUGCACGAGGAGCUCAAGUACGACAUCCCCCUCGAGGCAGGGGGCCCGUCGAGGAUCGCGGCGUUGCACAGCGCCCUCGCCGAUUCGGCCCGAUCGGCCGUUAUGCGCAGGUUCCGCGCGGGCGAGAUCUGGGUCCUCAUCACGACCGACGUGCUGGCCCGCGGCGUGGACUUUGCCGGCGUCAACGGCGUCGUCAACUUUGACGUGCCGGGGUCGGCGGCCGCCUACGUCCACCGCGCCGGGCGGACGGGACGAGCCGGUCGCCUGGGCGGCGUGGCCGUGACGUUUUACACCAAGGACGACAUACCCUUUGUCAAGACGGUCGCCAACGUCAUUGCCGCGAGCGAGAAGCAGGCGGGCAGGACGGGCGACGAGGCCAGCGUCCAGAAAUGGCUGCUGGACGCUCUGCCCAAGGUCGCCAAGGCGGAUCGGAAGAUGCUCCGGGAGAAGGGGGUGGCGUCACGGCGCAGUGGCGGCGGCGGCGGCGGCGGCAAAGCCAAGAUUACGUCCAAGAGCGGCUACGAGCGGACAAAGGAGCACAACAGAAAGGGCGCGAUGGACGCGAACAAGCGCAGGAGGAUGCGGGGAGGGCACGGCGACGGUGGAGGCGACGAUGAAUGGGCAGGAUUGGGGGACUAG
Molecule: messenger RNA, 2172 nt
Organism: Ustilaginoidea virens
Lineage: Eukaryota; Fungi; Ascomycota; Sordariomycetes; Hypocreales; Clavicipitaceae
Exons: 1
Coding region: 1-2172 (723 amino acids)
Biological process (GO): maturation of SSU-rRNA
Cellular component (GO): 90S preribosome
Molecular function (GO): RNA helicase activity; ATP binding; nucleic acid binding
Source: RefSeq, a predicted model, not a curated record